Molecule: messenger RNA, 1233 nt
Organism: Papaver somniferum (opium poppy)
Lineage: Eukaryota; Viridiplantae; Streptophyta; Magnoliopsida; Ranunculales; Papaveraceae
Product: rac-like GTP-binding protein RAC2
Exons: 7
Coding region: 264-854 (196 amino acids)
Biological process (GO): regulation of actin cytoskeleton organization; actin filament organization; small GTPase-mediated signal transduction
Cellular component (GO): cytoskeleton; cytoplasmic vesicle; nucleus
Molecular function (GO): protein kinase binding; GTPase activity; GTP binding
Source: RefSeq, a predicted model, not a curated record
CAGAAAGCUACAACGGAUAAUCAUUGUAAAGAUGAAUGGGUACAGCAGCUAAAAGGAAAAGCUACCCCUCUCCUCCCCCCACUUCUUUUCAAAUUUCAAACGGAAAACCACUUUCACCAAAUUUAAAUAACAAAAUAUCAUCCUUUUCUUUAUGACAUGUUUUUAAGCACUCAAUAGAAAAGGAAAAGAUGGUAUAGGUGACAAACAUUAUAAGGCUUCGUUAAGAAGAAGAAGAGAGGAUCACGAAACGAGAAGGUAGAAAAAUGACUACAGCGAGAUUCAUCAAGUGUGUGACGGUCGGGGACGGGGCCGUUGGAAAAACUUGUAUGCUCAUUUCAUACACAAGUAACACGUUUCCGACGGACUAUGUUCCAACCGUGUUCGACAAUUUCAGUGCUAAUGUCGUGGUAGAUGGGAGUACUGUUAAUCUUGGGUUAUGGGAUACUGCAGGGCAGGAGGAUUACAACAGAUUAAGGCCUUUAAGUUACAGAGGAGCUGAUGUGUUUCUAUUGGCUUUCUCUCUUAUCAGCAAAGCGAGCUAUGAAAAUAUUGCCAAAAAGUGGAUCCCUGAACUUAGGCACUAUGCACCAACAGUUCCGAUUGUACUAGUUGGGACUAAGCUUGAUUUGAGGGAGGAUAAACAGUUUCUGAUUGACCAUCCUGUUGCGACACCAAUAUCAAGUGCUCAGGGCGAGGAUUUGAAGAAGGCGAUCGGCGCAGCCAUGUAUAUCGAAUGUAGCUCCAAAACUCAACAGAAUGUGAAGACUGUAUUUGAUGCUGCAAUCAAAGUUGUUUUACGGCCUCCUAAACAAAAGAAACGGCAAAAGAAAUCAAGAUCGUGUGUGUUUCUCUGAAUAGAAAUUGUCAUAAUCCUCAAGUCGAUUUAUAUUUUUACGACACACUUACUAUUUUAAUGGCCCUACUAAGGUUCUUCGUCUCUCUCGAUUACUCUACCUAAUGAUGCAAAAAAAUGUACUAUUACAUUUGUUGGCGAUUUCUACGGCGUUAGUACUUGUCAUUUUUCUUUAGUUCUGGCUUUUUAUGUCUCUAUAUACGUAUUGCUAUCUCCAAAUGUAAAAUGUACUCAUUCCCUUAUUCCUUCUAGACUAAAGUAACGUACUACUAUAAAUUUUGUUGUAUUGAUGUUUAUAUUUCAUAAUUGUGAGAAAUGGUCUACUGUAAAUUUGAGAUGCUCAAUCCAAUGAAAAUGAAUGGAUACAAUUAUGUAGGCAA